CAAGCAACGUUUGAAGGGAGCUGUUUUUUGCUGCGGUCCUUAACCCAAUGUUCAAACUGGAAUCAUAGCCAGGAGCUUUUAAAGCAGUGAAGAGUACGGGGCUUCAAUGGCGGCCAGGCUGUCCAGACUUUGCCCGUGCCUGAAAUGCUUGUGGGAAAAAGUGUGCUGCUGCGGACGUUCACCCUACGAGCCUGAUUCCUCCGAAUCUGAGUCGGUCCCAGAUUCGUCAAACCGAGAAUUGGGAGAUCCCGUGUACACGGCCGAGUGGGACUUUCAAGCCAGGGCCCCGAAUGAGAUCAGCUUCAAGCAAGGAGACCAGUUCACGAUUAUUGAGCGCAGUGGAGAAUGGUGGACCGCGGGGAAACUGGAUGAAGUCGGUCGAGUGACUGAAAAAGGAUAUGUACCUUACAAUUAUCUAGUGAGAGGCGAGAGCCUGCGGGCGCAGCCAUGGUUCUUUGACAAACUAAGUCGCUCAGAAGCAGUUAAUAUUUUGUCAUCUGGAGGCAGUAAUGGAGUAUUUCUUGUGAGAAUCAGUGACAGAGAACAAGGGAAGUAUGUGAUAUCAGUGAAAUGCAACAAUGUAGUGAAGCACUUCAAAAUAUUGCAGACACAAAAUGAUGCUUUUUACCUAAAUGAAAAACAUCAAUUCCAAACUCUGGUGGAAAUUGUUGAAUUUUACAAAAACAACAGCUUAAUUGAUGGAAUAAAACUAACUGAACCUUGCAAAAAGUCUGAACCAGUACUAUGGGACUUGUCUAAGGAUACAGUAGAUUCAUGGAGAAGACCACAAGAAGAGUUUACAGUUGUCAAGAAACUGGGGGCUGGAAAUUUUGGACAUGUCUACUUAGGUUAUUAUAAUAAUAGGAUUAAAGUGGCAAUUAAAAUUCUGAAGAAAGAAACUGUGAGGUAUAAAGACUUUGAUUUGGAAACGAAGAUUAUGAAGAAUCUUCAUCACAAAUAUCUGAUUCCACUUUAUGCCACCUGCAUAACAGAGGAUUCAUAUUACAUUGUGACAGAGCUGAUGGCAAAAGGAAAUUUGCUUCAAUAUCUCAGGAGUGGUGAAGGAAUAAGGUUGUCCUCAUACUACCUUGUGUCUAUGGCAAGCCAAGUAGCUGAAGGAAUGUAUUAUCUGGAGUCACAAAAUUAUAUUCACCGGGACCUGGCAGCAAGAAACAUUCUUGUAAACGAAAAUGGCACCUGUAAAGUGGCUGAUUUUGGAUUGGCUCGUCUUAUUGAUGAAGUAUACAUAUCAAAUACCAAGAUAAUUCCCUACAAAUGGACAGCCCCUGAAGCAAUAACCCAUGGACAGUUCUCUGUUAAAUCUGAUGUAUGGUCAUUUGGAAUACUUCUAUUUGAGAUUAUGAGCUACGGUCAGAUACCAUAUUCAGGGAUGGACAGCAGUUUGAUUGUUGAAAGAGUAACUACUGGGUACCGCAUGCCACCACCAGAAAACUGCCCUGACAUUAUAUAUAAAUUGAUGUUUUCCUGUUGGAAUAUCACACCUAGGGAACGGCCAUCAUUCAAAGAACUAACCAAGCAGCUUGUAAACUUCAACCAGAAUGAGGAAGGUUUUGUUUUGUCUAGCUCAAAAUGUCUGAAGCAUACGGGAAUGUUUAUAUUCAAGCAAACAUGAAGAGGAGCUCAAUAAGAAAAUACAACUGUUCAAAAAAUUAAAGGAACACUUUUUAAUGAAAGUAUAGCAUCAAGUCAAUAAGACUUCUGGGCUAUUGAUCUGGUCAGUUACGUAGCAGAGGGAGUUGUUAAUCAGUUUCAGCUGCUUUGGUGUUACACCAAAACACAUUGAAACACAUCAUCCUGAGGAUUCAUCUGUGCAACCACUUCUGGUACCACUUGUCACGUUUGGGACACAAAAUUCCACAGAUACACUCAGGAGAUUCCAGAGACAAAAAAACUUUAUUCAAACACUGUGAAAACAAACAGUCUCAUUCAGGAGUGAUCCGGGCUCCACGUCAGCCCAGAGGGCACAGCUCCAUCUCUCAAUUAAAAGAACAGAAAAUCUUCCUCUUCAAAGGGUCGCGCCUCGGGAGCUAGAGCCCCAACAAGAGCAGAGGAUGUCUGGGGGAAGAGGGACAAGGCAAUGAGACAAAAGGACAGCAGCUGUACAGGCUUUUAA
Messenger RNA from Polypterus senegalus (gray bichir), 2134 nucleotides. RefSeq names its product protein-tyrosine kinase 6-like. Gene Ontology annotation, molecular function: ATP binding; non-membrane spanning protein tyrosine kinase activity; signaling receptor binding. Gene Ontology annotation, biological process: cell differentiation; cell surface receptor protein tyrosine kinase signaling pathway; innate immune response. The coding region runs from base 107 to 1633 and encodes 508 amino acids. Gene Ontology annotation, cellular component: extrinsic component of cytoplasmic side of plasma membrane. The record is from RefSeq and is a predicted model, not a curated record. Lineage: Eukaryota; Metazoa; Chordata; Cladistia; Polypteriformes; Polypteridae. The transcript is spliced from 8 exons.